Humulus lupulus (European hop) is the source of this 882-nucleotide messenger RNA. RefSeq names its product multiprotein-bridging factor 1b. Lineage: Eukaryota; Viridiplantae; Streptophyta; Magnoliopsida; Rosales; Cannabaceae. Gene Ontology annotation, cellular component: nucleus. Gene Ontology annotation, molecular function: DNA binding. The transcript is spliced from 4 exons. The record is from RefSeq and is a predicted model, not a curated record. The coding region runs from base 167 to 589 and encodes 140 amino acids.
AAAUAUCAGUGAGAGAAUCUGGGGGAAUAUAUAAGCUAAUCCAGGCGUACGGACCAAGCCAACUAGUCAAGAAAGGAAACGAGAUAUCCCCAAAUUUCAUUUCCACAAAGCCCUAGCUCAACAGAUAGAAGAGAGAGAAAGUUUAAUCAAAGCCAUAUCCAUAGCCAUGUCAGGACACAUCACUCAGGAUUGGGAGCCCGUCGUUGUCAGGAAGAAGGCACCUAACGCCGCCGCCAAGAAAGACGAGAAAGCCGUCAACGCCGCUCGCCGGGCCGGUGCUGAGAUUGAGACUGUAAAAAAAUCUACCGCAGGAACAAACAAAGCUGCCUCUAGUAGCACAUCUUUGAAUACAAGGAAGCUCGAUGAUGAAACAGAAAAUCUUGCUCAUGACCGUGUACCCACUGAACUGAAAAAAGCUAUAAUGCAAGCUAGGAUGGACAAGAAGCUUACCCAGUCCCAGCUUGCUCAAAUUAUUAAUGAGAAGCCUCAAAUUAUCCAGGAGUAUGAAUCUGGUAAAGCCAUACCAAAUCAGCAGAUCAUAACGAAGCUAGAGAGAGCUCUUGGCGUGAAACUACGUGGAAAGAAAUAAAGUUAUCCUUGGAAAUUAACAACGGAGGAAGCUUCACCUAUGUUGUGUUUGGUUGAAGUGUUGCGCAUGAAUCUGUAAUAGCUAAUCUUCCGAAGUCAAAAACUAUGUGCAGAAACUUAUGUUUUGCAAGAAUGGUUCUCUAAAUUUUCUCGUGUGAUGACUCUUAAUUGCAAAAUCUUCAGUCUUUCUAAUGCUUUCCUCCUUGUCCAUCACGAACUAGAGCAUUAUGCGUUGUGUUCGCAAUAUAAUAUAUCAGUUGUGGGCCGCAUGCUUGUCCCACCUUGACUUCUCUA